GACUCUGUUAUCAGUGUAGCCUUUCUCCUUAUCUCACAGUUUACGAGUUAACUUCAAAAUUUAUCAAUAAUCUAGAAGUCUGCUGUGAGUGUGUGUUUAUACAUUAUAAAACUCAAAACUAUGAGUUUGUUUUGGACGUGUAAACGUGUUAUAAACUGUCUUAAUGUUUUGCUGUAUACAUUAAAGGGAUUUUACUAAAAGUUAUUAACUUCUUGAUACAAUAUUGGGAUGGAUGGUUUUGAAUAUCGCUAUUCAUCCUUGAAUGUAAUAUUACACGGAGCAUGAACUAUUUUAAGUACCUUGUGAUGUUAUGACAUUAGACAUAACAAUUUCACAAAACACAUAAAAUCGCAAUUUCUAACCGGAUUAUAUAUCGAUGAAUGAAAUUUAGUUAACUUUUGUUCAGCUGUUGUAAGACGAAGCUGCCAUCUAUCUGCAAGAUAUCGAGUUAAAAGGCGAGAUGCAGACCGGGACUGUGAAUUUCGUGCUUGGGCUGUCCGUGGGUCUGGUUUUUGCCUACAUGGGCAUCACAUACUUAGCAGGACCAGGGACCCUUGGGUUAUCAGCAAGCGUGAAGCACAUGACCAUCAGCGAGGACGGACCCAGGGUCGAGGUCCAAAGAGACUCGUUUCUUACUCACGAGGAUCUUGAUAAGAUACAGAAAAUCAUCCGUCCUGUACAGUUUCAGGACGCGCAUUCGCAUCAUGACGACGACACAGAUGCAAAAAGACUGAACGAUCAAGUACGGGUUUUAUGCUGGGUAAUGACUAGUCCCCAGAAUCUGCAGAAAAAGGCCGUACAUGUGCGUGCCACGUGGGCCCAUAGAUGUAACAAGCUUAUAUUUAUUAGUUCAGUGACUAAUGACAGUUUUCCUACGGUCGGAAUUGAUGUUCCCGAGGGUCGCGAACAUUUGACUGGUAAAACUAUGAAAGCAUUCCAAUAUGUGUUCGACCACCAUUUCGAUGACGCUGAUUGGUUUAUGAAAGCCGAUGACGACACAUACACUAUUUUAGAAAACUUACGUUAUUUCCUCUUGGACCAGAAUAAAGACUCGCCAAUUUAUUUCGGUCACCAUUUUAAGACUCUAGUGAAACAAGGAUACUUUAGCGGAGGCGCGGGGUACGUAUUGAGCAAGGAGGCGUUAAGGAGAUUUGGCGCUCACGGAACGAACGCAUCCAUGUGCCGCCAAGAUGGCGGAGCUGAGGACGCGGAGUUUGGCAAGUGUAUGCAGAACUUGGGGGUUAAAGUCGGCAAUUCCACUGACCGGUUCGGUCGGAGUCGAUUCCAUUGUUUUGACCCGGCUACUCAUCUGAUGGGCGGCUACCCAGAUUGGUAUUACAAAUAUGACGCGCACGGAGGCCAAAGUGGCCGAGAGAGCAUCUCCGACUAUGCAAUAAGCUUCCACUACGUCCCCCCACCCAGGAUGUACGAACUGGAAUAUUUUAUUUACCAUUUAAGGCCGUACGGUAUUCAUUCCGGAAAUCAAGAAUUAAACCAUAAAGUGACGUAACACCGGAAAUCACGUAGCAACUAGUGAAAAAUUACAGUUUAGGUUAACAAAAUUCAAUAUUACGUGUGUUUUAGAAUAGUCAACUAUUUAUGAAUGGGACAGUAUGCUUUGGGGUUUGGUAAUAUAUAGCAAACACGUGGCAUUUGUGAUGUGAAUCAUGUGGCUUCUGUGAUAUAACAAUCAAACACAUGGUUUUGUGAACCUAGAAAAGGUGACUGUAAUCGACACUUGUGUAGACUUCCUGCAAUCAAAAGGGAAACAGAAAGAUUACUUGGAUUUUCCGGAUUAUAAAAACGUUAUUUCUCCGUCAUUUUCACCAUUUAUUCAAAGUUAUUGGUUGCCAUAUCUAGCUUGUAAGGCAUUGUGUUCAAAAUCUACCUUCAAUUAUAUCUCGCGGAAAGGAAAGCAGUUGCCCGGGAGGAGAUUCUAUAAGAAGGUCUCAGAAGUCGUUUGUCUAAAAUAUCCAGAUGUAGAAAUCCGUGAAAAGAAAACUGAUCUCAUGAACCCAAAAAACCCUUAUCUACGAAUAAACCCAUUGUAGGUUAUUUGAUGAAAAUGAAACAGUCCUAUAGAUUUGAUAGCAAUACAGGUAUGCUACAUAUCUCUUGUUUGGUGAAAGAGAUAAAGUAAAAUCCGUGUUUAGGUCCAAACUAGACACUUUAUGCAGUGCAAUGGCGUAGCUACUUGUAUGACUUUUUUGAAAAAUGACAAAAAAUAGAUAACCCAAAAAUGCACUUAAAACUGAUAGCUACUCAAACACUUUGAACAACUUGUUUUAAUGUUUUAUUUUAACCAAAGCAAGUUUGGUGUUUAUUUAAACUACGUGGAGGGUGUAUGGCUAUAUUUUAUUGUAAUCAUUGGAAGUAUAACUAAGUGUGUGUAAUGUGCAUAUAAAAGUCCCCAAACUCACAUAGAAUCAUCGGGCCUACAGGUUUUUAGGCCCUAGCUACGCCCCUGCAGUGUAAUCUAUACUUGAGACAUUGAAAUAGCCAUGCCUGUGAUUUGUUUUUCAUUUUUGAAAUCUCAUUUUAUCAUGCAUUUCAAUUCUGUUUGUAGGGGAUAUUUCGUCACUUAUGAAACAACCUGAAACUUACCCGUUCUUCUCCGUUUUUUAAUGUGUCUUAAAAUUUCAUAGGAAAUAACACCAGUUGGAAAAUAUGACAUGUAUUGUUAUGACAUAAUAUGCCUCCAGAGUCAAUAAGAUAUAUUUAUUAAGAUACAUAAGAAAAGACUCAUUAUUUUUGUUGUUUAAUUUCAUUUUGAAAUAAAUUAAUUGAAACUUA
Messenger RNA from Mya arenaria, 2793 nucleotides. RefSeq names its product glycoprotein-N-acetylgalactosamine 3-beta-galactosyltransferase 1-like. Gene Ontology annotation, molecular function: N-acetylgalactosaminide beta-1,3-galactosyltransferase activity. The record is from RefSeq and is a predicted model, not a curated record. Gene Ontology annotation, cellular component: membrane. Lineage: Eukaryota; Metazoa; Mollusca; Bivalvia; Myida; Myidae. The transcript is spliced from 4 exons. Bases 461 to 1510 code for a protein of 349 amino acids.